AGUUAUAGUUAUAGUUACGAAAUUUAUAACCUAUGGAAAGAUGAUUGGGUUAUACUUUAAAAUAUUUAAAAAUUCAGUGUUAAAAAUAAUACCUACAAAGUAUUGUAAAACAGUAAAUGUUUCUGUUCGAAAUAUUGGUAUUAACAAAGCAAAUGUAAACACAAAUGUUGUUAAAGAUGUCAUUUUAUUUAAGUAUGAUAAAGAAACACAUUUUAAAUUUAUGAACCUUUUUGCAUUGUGUCAGUUUGGUUUUUGGACAUACCUUUCGUCAUUUGCUUAUUCUAAUUUAAGAGAUGCUCCAGUUAACAAAUCAGAAGACAUUAAUUGGUGGAAAAAAAUUAAUUUGGGGGAUAAUAAAUAUAGACAUGGAAUAACUAUAUUUUUAUUUAUUAUUGAUAUCAGAUUUUUGUAUGUUGGGCAAUAUUUGCUGAACCACAUAAUUAAAAUGAUUCUCAGACAUCCUUUAUCCAGUCUCCCCGGGGCUAUAGCCCCAGACCCUGUCAUUCAAAGAGCCCCGACACCUUAGUAUUUAAUAGUUAGUAUAAUAAUACACAUUAUAUUACCUAUCUAUAUUAAAUAAAAAGUAGGCUUUUGACGGUACUUCAAAGAUUGUUUAUUUUAUUACCUCUUUGAUAGUUUCCGAUGGACCAAAGUGUGUUGGCAGCCACAGCUUUCCUGCACACUUCUAAAACAAUCCCUUGACGACAAGCCUUCAUUUAAAAAUGGCAAACAAUAAAUGCUUUAUUCCUGGAUAACAUUUUCUUUGAUUAUAUUUGGUUAUAAGAAUUUGCAUAGUGCAUAGUGUGUGCAUGAGGUAGGCAAAUUAUUUAAUAUUACAAAAAUGUCAAUAAUUGUCAACAAUUAUUGUCUAAAAUAUCUAAGUGGAUCUGCUAAACGUAAGGUUAGAAAGAAUCACUUCUAACCAAAGUGAAAUAAAUAAUAAUAAUAUAAAUA
Messenger RNA from Brassicogethes aeneus, 954 nucleotides. The record is from the annotation of a GenBank genome assembly. NCBI's taxonomy places the organism in Eukaryota, Metazoa, Arthropoda, Insecta, Coleoptera, Nitidulidae.